AUGGCAUUCUCUCUAAAAUCUGUGUUCCUAUUUUGCCUUCUUACCACACUUAUUUUCUCUCUCCAAACCUCUGCUAGAGAUGAGGAAUUCUUUAGCAAGCUUACUCGAAACCGAGACGACACCACUACCACCACCACCACUACCGCCACGGCGAACACCAAAAACAAUUACUUGAACAACAAGGAAGAUGCUUUUGUGCCGUUAGAAAAGCUAGAUGAACCAAUUGCACCCACAAUUCCUCAAAGCACCGAAGCUGGUUACGGCCUUUACGGCCACGAUAUCGACCUAGACCCCGCUUCCACCACCACCACCACCACACCAAACACUAAAACCAAUUACUUGAACAACAAGAAAGAUGAUUUUGUACCCUUAGAAAAGCUAGAUGAUCAUGAACAGCCCACAGUUCCUCAAACCACCAAAAAAGGUAACGGUCUUUACGGUCACGAUAUCGACCUAGACCACCCUUCCACCACCACCACCACCACCACACCAAACACCAAAAACAAUUACUUGAACAACAAGGAAGAUGAUUUUGUACCCUUAGAAAAGCAAGAUGAACAACCCACACUUCCUCAAACCAUGAAAACUAGUUACGGCCUUUACGGUCAAGAGGCCGACCUAGACCACCCUUCCACCACCACCACCACCACCGCCACAACAACUUUUUUUUACGAUAUUAACACGGAUGAGGAUCACUACUACAACAAAUAUGAGAACUUAAACAUCUACGACAAGAAAAAGGGCGCGGUUAAACAGCAAGGCAUGAGUGACACAAGGUUCAUGUAUAAUGGAAAGUAUUUCUACGACGUUAAGGCUGAAAAUAACAACAAGAAGUACGUUUCUUACAACACUGAUUACAACAAUAAUGGCUAUUAUGGACCUUAUGGUAACAAAGAGACGAAUUACGAGGAAGUUUACGACAACAAUAACAAGAUGAAUGACAAAGUUUUGGAGCUUACUGUAAUGAUGGUUUUUUAA
Molecule: messenger RNA, 978 nt
Organism: Spinacia oleracea (spinach)
Lineage: Eukaryota; Viridiplantae; Streptophyta; Magnoliopsida; Caryophyllales; Amaranthaceae
Product: protein E6-like
Exons: 1
Coding region: 1-978 (325 amino acids)
Source: RefSeq, a predicted model, not a curated record